Molecule: messenger RNA, 820 nt
Organism: Lathyrus oleraceus (garden pea)
Lineage: Eukaryota; Viridiplantae; Streptophyta; Magnoliopsida; Fabales; Fabaceae
Exons: 7
Coding region: 229-657 (142 amino acids)
Source: RefSeq, a predicted model, not a curated record
AAAAAUAGAAUUUUUUUUUUUACCAGAGAGAAAGAGAAGACUGAAUGAGAUAUCCCGCCUACUCCUAAAUCUCGUUCGUUAUCACGAGUUUUCAAAUUUGAGUCUGUUGGUCACUCACUCUCUCACGAGUUUUCUUCUUCCACCAACCAACCGCCAUUACCUAUCAUAUCUUCUCAUCACGCCCCAAUUUCAAAUCCACCAUCUCCACCACCAAACCCUAAAUCUUCAAUGUCUUCACCAGAUUCCACCGUCCCUCUCUCUACUAAAGAGAACAACACUCCCAUUUCCUCAAAAAUCGCGGAACUUAACGAAUCCAGAUCGGAGCUUCUAGGUAGAAUUCAGAGUUUAAAACAGGAUUUGCAAGGUUGGAGAUCUAAGUUAGACACACAAGUGAAGGGUUAUCGGGAUGAAUUGACAGUCCUUAAGAAAACACUUAAUGUCGAAGUGGAGCUACUUAGAACAGAAUUUCAAGAUCUAAGGACAACUCUUCAGCAGCAACAAGAAGAUGUUACUACUAGCUUAAGAAACUUGGGGCUUCAGGAUGCCUCAGGAGAUGUAAAAGAAGCUCAAUCUCAAGAAACUAUGAUUGAAGAAGUUCUGAAGGAAGAGCAGCCUGUGUUACCUGAGGAGGAGAAUACCAAAGUAGUUGAAAAUUAAAUAAGCUUUCUUUGGGUAUUUUCUACUAGCAAUGUAUACCCUAAGAAGAGCUGAAUGACUUUAUCUAUGUAUGUGUUUGUAUUAGUAGUUUUAUGUUCUGUUUGAUGAGUAAUGUUGAGUACAAUACAUGACUCAACUAAAUCAAUGAUAGAUUGAUUUCGUA